This is a messenger RNA of Lottia gigantea (owl limpet), 714 nucleotides long. RefSeq lists its product as hypothetical. Gene Ontology annotation, molecular function: GTPase activity; GTP binding. Bases 10 to 714 code for a protein of 234 amino acids. Gene Ontology annotation, biological process: melanosome transport; positive regulation of exocytosis. The record is from RefSeq and is a predicted model, not a curated record. Gene Ontology annotation, cellular component: secretory granule; melanosome. The transcript has 5 exons. Lineage: Eukaryota; Metazoa; Mollusca; Gastropoda; Lottiidae.
GAUUUAGAAAUGGGUGAUACAAGCCCAGCUCCUGGGACAAUAACAGCUGGCAACAAUAAUCAAGCAGAUUAUGAUUAUCUUAUUAAAUUCUUAGCACUGGGUGAUUCAGGUGUAGGUAAAACCAGUUUAUUAUAUCAAUAUACAGAUAAUACAUUUAAUAAUAAAUUUAUAUCAACAGUUGGUAUUGAUUUUAGAGAAAAACGUGUGGUACAUCGUAUGCCAGCAGCUGAUGGAUCUGUAGGUAGAAGUCAAAGAAUACAUUUACAAUUAUGGGAUACUGCUGGUCAAGAAAGAUUCCGUAGUUUAACAACAGCAUUUUUUCGUGAUGCCAUGGGCUUUCUCUUAUUAUUUGAUUUAACUAAUGAACAAUCUUUUGUUAACAUUCGUAAUUGGUUAUCACAACUUCAAACACAUGCAUAUUGUGAAAAUCCCGAUGUUGUUUUAUGUGGCAAUAAAACAGAUUUAGAAGAUCAGAGAAAAAUACGAGAAGACAGAGGGAAAGAAAUGGCAGAUAAAUUUGGCUUACCAUAUUUUGAAACAAGUGCUGCGACAGGUCACAAUGUAUCUAAAGCUAUUGACUGUUUACUAGAUAUGGUGAUGGCCAGAAUGGAGAAAUGUACUGAUAAAUCCAAACUACCUGGUAGUAGAGCUGGCAAUGAUCAGUCAUUCCAUUAUUAUAAAAAAGAUUCCAAUGAAGGUGGUUGUUUAUGUUAA